AUGGGCAAGGACAGUGAUGGGAAUGGGGGUAAAGGGGAGGAACAGGCGCUGGCAGGCACAGUCCUCACCCUCCUCUGCCUCCAGAUGGGCUCUGGUCUGGAGGGGGAAGAGAUGUUUCGCAGCCUGAAGCCUCUGCUCAUCAGUGUCCUGACAGACAGCACGGCCAGCCCUGGCGCCCGGCAAAGUUGUGCCACAGCCCUGGGCAUGUGUUGCUACAUUGCUGCUGCUGACCUCGAGGACUUGGUCUCCUGCCUGUCCUGCUUGGAGGGCGUCUUCAGCACCCCCAGUGCAGGCGAGGGGGGUUCAGCACCCACCCAGCAUGGCCCUUUGCACUGCAGCGCGCUCCAGUCAUGGUCCCUGCUCCUCACCAUCUGCCCCCCUUCCCACAUCAAGAGUGUCUUGGACAAGUAAGUGGGGCAGGCAGCUGUGGGCAGUGCCCAGGGCUGCAGCGUCUCCAAACCCCACUGUUUUUUUGAGGAGGACUUGUGCCACCAAGAUACAGAGUUCCUGCGUGCCCAGCUCAAGGUCCUGGCUACCGAGAGUAAUAAGUACCGAGCCAAGACGGACCGACGGAAGCAGCGCUCCAUCUUCCGGGACAUCCUGCGCUUCAUCGAGAGUGGGGAGUACCAGGAGGAAACCAUCCGAUUUGGCCUGGAGUGCAUGUACCUGGACAGCUGGGCACGCCAGCGGACCUACCAAGCCUUUAAAGAGGUGCUGGGCUCCGGCAUCCGCCACCACCUCCAGAACAAUGAGCUGCUACGGGAGAUCUUCGGCCUCGGGCCCCCCUUGGUGCUGGAUGCGGCCGCUCUGAAAGCCAGCAAGGUCUCCCGCUUUGAGAAGCACCUCUACAACUCAGCUGCCUUCAAAGCCCGCACGAAAGCCCGGAGCCGGGUGCGGGACAAGCGGGCGGACGUGCUGUGA
Charadrius vociferus (killdeer) is the source of this 921-nucleotide messenger RNA. Its product is annotated as interferon-related developmental regulator 2-like. The record is from RefSeq and is a predicted model, not a curated record. NCBI's taxonomy places the organism in Eukaryota, Metazoa, Chordata, Aves, Charadriiformes, Charadriidae.